UAGGUUAUAGCCCCCGGGUAAAUUUGGUUGUGAAGGCUGAUAUAAAGGAACCUCCCAUAUUUAGGGGUGACAAUACAGAUAAGUGCACUAUCCAUGAGUGGGAGGAGAUGAUGCAGUCAUACCUGGUAAAGAAAAGGUAUCCUGUGUCUGAACAGGCUACAGAAAUUAUGGAGAGGCUUAUGGGUAAACCAAAGGAUCUUGUAAAGAUUGGGAUUUGGCAUAAUGCUCACAUUGAUUUCAAAUGGGAUCCAAGUGUUAUAUUUAGCAUUCUGAAACAGCAUUUUGGGGAGGCUAUUUCAUCUGUUACCCCGCUUGCAGAUUUUUAUUCAACCUUACCAAAGCCAGGAGAGGGUUGUUUAGAUUACUGGGUCCGCCUGAAUAAGGCUGUGGGUUUAGCUAAUGAAUGCCUGAGGAGAAAUGGGGAAAAAAGUAGAUGAUCCAGGGUAUGAGGUGGCAAUGAUGUUUAUUAAACACUGCCCAGAUAUCGCAUUAUCAAAUGCCUUCAGAAGUAAACCAACAGAAAAAUGGACAGUUGGGGAAGUACAAGAAAUGUUAGACAGUUACCAGAGAAAUAGGAGGUUAACUGUAGCUAGUACGGUUGUAGAACAGCAAAGUGUAGCCUCAUUGCAAACGCAGACAGUUCAGUGCCAGGCUCAACAGGGCUUACAGUAUUCAGCUCCAGCUGGUGCUUCUAACGAGAAAGGUGAUAUUCAAAAACUGAUAGAGUUGAUGGAAAAGGUUGUCUCUUAUCAAGAAUAUGAUAAGGUGAGAGAGACAAGACCAAGGAGAGGUGCUAUUCCAGGACACCCUUGCAAAGUUUGUAAUAAUGUCACUCAUAGUACUAAGUCUCACUGUGUUAGGAAUAACUUGUGCUUUAGUUGUCUGGAACUUUGCUGUUGUCCUCAGAGACAACAGCAAAGCAGGCCAGUCCCCUCAGAUCAUGUAACGCAGAACCAGGGAAAUUAGAACGCCUGCAACCCUGAAGCCCCAAGUAACAGUAAUGAAGACUUAGAAAGUAUGUAUUCACACCAUUGUGAGAAUUCACCCGAGGACACUAUUGUUAUAGUGCAGUGCACACAAAGGCUAACUGAUAGUGACAGUCUGUUUUAUUCUACAGUAUUGGUCCAGGGGUUGGUAGAGCUUAAUGCUAUGGUAGAUAGUGGCUCUAUGGCCUGUACAAUUAGUGCAGAAGCGGAACAGAAAUUGCUGUCUGCUGGCGCCAUCAAUAUUAGCGCUGUGAAUCCCUCCUCUGUAGUUCUCAUAGGAUGUGGAGGACAGAAAGUAAAGCCAAAGUGUGCAUACGAACUAGAGUUAACCAUGUUUGAGUGUAAAAUGUUGGUUCCAGUUUUGGUUGUUUCCAGACAGCAGGAUGAAAUGAUAGUAGGAACCAAUGUUUUGAAACACCUCCUUCACCAUCUCAAAAAGAGUGGUAAUUAUUGGGAUUUGUUGUCUAACCCAGAUGAGAGUAGGGGUAAGGAAACAGAGAUGUUUUUGGACUUAUUAGCCAACUUACAGCGUUGGAAGGGGGACAAGAUUCCUAAUAAAAUCGGUACUGUAAAACUUAGGCAGUGUGUUACACUACUACCAAGACAUGAGCAUUUAAUAUGGGGCAAGUUACCGAAUGCCGUGUCCAUAUCAGUUGGUAGCACUGUUAUGGUAGAGCCAACAACUUCAAAGGCAGCACAGCGGAAUGUUUUGGUAGGGCGUUUAGUCACACCGUUGUGGGGAGAUAGAUGGAUCCCUAUGAGGGUUAUCAAUCCAUUGGACAAGCCCAUGGUUAUUAAACGUAAUGCAAAAAUUGCUGAUGUGCAUGCCUGUAUCACUCUAGAAGAUUUUGAGCCAAUUUGUAACAGACCGCAUGUCACCUUGAAGCAAAGUUAUUUGCAGAAUGCUUAUCAUUCUCAGGAAUGUGCAAAGCUGAGCACACCAUCAAGAGAGCAGAGCCAGUCUGUCGGAAGUAGGAAACAAACAAAUCAUGACAACUAUGGUGAUACUACACUGAAGAAAUUGGACUUGGAGGACCUUGAUAUUGCAACCUGUGAGCUGAGAGUUGCGCUAAUGAAGAGGGACAGCAACCCUGAUUAUCAUUUUCUGUUUGCAGCACAAUAAAGCAAUCGCCUUGGGAAGCCAGUAGUGUGAAGUCUUGAUUCCAGUGUGAAGUGGCAUGGGGAAGAAAGAGUGACCCAGGUUACACUUGCCUUCACAAUGACUCCAGCUGAGCUGAAGCAGGAGAGGGGUGGAGCUCAGACUGGAUAAUAAGUGCAAGUUAGUUUUGUUGCAUAUUGAAUAUGAUAAAGGGGUUUUGCUAAAUGAGAUGUUUCUCAAUGGCAUAAAAAGUCUUUUUUUAAAAGCAUAAAGGUUGAUUUCAGCCAUUCUCUACUUCA
Acipenser ruthenus (sterlet) is the source of this 2384-nucleotide messenger RNA. RefSeq lists its product as uncharacterized. The coding region runs from base 1018 to 2109 and encodes 363 amino acids. The record is from RefSeq and is a predicted model, not a curated record. The transcript is spliced from 2 exons. Lineage: Eukaryota; Metazoa; Chordata; Actinopteri; Acipenseriformes; Acipenseridae.